GCAAUCAAGAUUUGAUGUGGAUUGCAUACCGCUUGUAGACAAGAUCCAGGCUAGACCUCGGUUUUCCUGGCACCACAACUGCCAACCGAUUGUCACCAUGGUUCUCUUCACGACACCAUUCUGAGUCACAUUACCUUUGACAUAACCACAACAACGACACGCGUCAUAUUCUGAGUUGUCCAAAUUGGGCUAUGAAAACAUGGUUGAUGGGGCAACUGAAAUCAAUCAUCUCAUAAUUGUCUGUGGUCAUGGCAUCUGGAAAGGCGGACCACAGCAUGGCCAUAAUGAAGCUGAAUGGCUCAUUGAAAGCUACAAACGCGGCGAGACGCCCACCUUUAUCGAGCAUAUCAAAGCUGGGUUAGAGGCUCUCGCAAAUGAUAGGCGCGCAGUACUGGCGUUCUCCGGAGGCCCAACUUGGAAGGAAACGCGCCUCUCCGAGGCCCGCAGCUACGGAAACCUUGCCGCUGCGAACGAUUAUUUCGGUUGCAUCCCUCCUUCGGGAGAAACGGUUGAAGCACACCCGCUGUCUCCAAUCCCGCUGUCCACCCGCAUAAUUCUCGAGGAACAGGCUUUGGAUUCGUACUAUAACGUCCUCUUUUCCAUCAUUGCCUUCUGGAGAAGGUUCCAAACCUGGCCUGAGAAGCUCACGGUAGUCAGCCACGCUUUCAAGAAGGCCCGCAUAGUCGACGCUCACUGCGCUGCCAUCGGGUUUCCUCUUGAGCAUGUCAACUACGUUGGCAUAAACCCACCUAACCUUCCUCCAUGGCUUUUGGCUGCACAGGACCUUCCCAUAUCCACUGCCUCUCCGGAUAACAACGUCACAACAGGCACCGAGUGUGAUGAGAAGAGCGCGGAGGAAAAGGCAAACAUGAUGCGGGGAGUUGCAGAAGUCAUUGGUCAAUGGAUAGAGGACCCCCAUGGCACUGGAGAUGCGCUGGCUGGAAAGCGCAGAGCACGGAAUCCCUGGGGUGUGAGCCAAAAGCUCUUCUCCAGUGACGAUGAGAGGGCUAGGAGCGGACUUGAAACCGUAUUUUUGGUUGAUGGUACAGAAGCGCUUUCUUCGACCCCGACACGAAUCGCUUGGGUGGAACGCUAA
Messenger RNA from Pyricularia grisea, 1096 nucleotides. RefSeq lists its product as uncharacterized. Bases 200 to 1096 code for a protein of 298 amino acids. The transcript is spliced from 2 exons. The record is from RefSeq and is a predicted model, not a curated record. Gene Ontology annotation, cellular component: cytoplasm. Lineage: Eukaryota; Fungi; Ascomycota; Sordariomycetes; Magnaporthales; Pyriculariaceae.